AUGUCCGAAGAAGCAGCAACAGAAACAGUGCGCAAAAAUUCCGCAGAAGGAGGAGUUACAGAUGAACGGCGAGAUUCAAUUUCGAAUCUUCGCACGUUGUCUAUGUCUAUGGAUAGCAGUCAACAGAGAAAAAUGUCGACAACGGAUGUCGAUCUCGAAUCCGUUCUUCAGGUUCGACGACGCCGAUUGUCCGUCACUGCACCUCAAGCAUCGCAAGAUUCGCAUCGUUAUACCGAUGUUAUCAUUCUGAAAGUCGAAAAAUCCAAUGAUAUUCUUAAAGAGGAUGCACGCUGCAUCUUUCAUGGUGAUUAUCAUAUCUUAACCGAUAUUUUUCAAAAAUAUACAUCGCAUAUUAAAAUUCAUCAUGAAGACCCGGAAAUGAUUAGAAAUCAUGAUCGAUUAUCGGGAAAGAUCUAUACAACACUCGAGUUACCAACAAUGUCAUUAAUUGAAGUGUUAGAAAUUCUACAUAAACAUUACUUCUCAAUCGUGGCAACAUCAACCAAUUUCGGUGCAACAACCAAAUUGCAAGAAUUCAUCUUAUUACGUAAUAAAGAUACACACGAUACUUCGCGACCUUUACCAACUAUUGAUACCAAAGCUCAUUAA
Molecule: messenger RNA, 609 nt
Organism: Adineta ricciae
Lineage: Eukaryota; Metazoa; Rotifera; Eurotatoria; Adinetida; Adinetidae
Source: the annotation of a GenBank genome assembly